UCAAACAACCCAGCGACCGGACGUCAACCAGUCAACGCAGCAAACGUUUUAUUAUCAAUUUAUUCAAAGUUAGACAAACAAGCAAAACGUGGGAACUCAAAUGAUAAACAAAAGAAUUAUUUUAUCAGGUGACCUUUGCUGAGGACCAUUAGGUGUCGUCACAAUGGGUAUCGGCCAACAGAAGUUAUCCACGAAAAUCGUCGGAAAAGUAAAGUCUGUUACGAAGACUGAAAAAGAAUACCUCAUAGCUUACGAAACAGGAGAGCAAGCGAAACUGAACAUCUUAAACAAUCAUGUUUUCAAAUACUUCAUGUCGCCUACGGGUGAAUUCCCAGACUACCCCGAACCUAUGAAUCCUGAUGACGUCGCAAAAAUUACUGCCAAGAAAAUCUCUGAUUAUGACACCACAGCUUUUGAGAAAUCGCACGUUAAAGAACAUGAACAUUCAUUCAUCAUCCACACUAUCAAAAUCCACAUAGAAUUUGAUAAGAUAAAAGGCACGAUGUCGGUGUUCGAUAAAAGAACAAACAAACAAGUGUUCAGCGAAGCGAAGCCAUUGUCUUAUGCUAAUAACAAAGCAACACAAAAGUUGCAUCAACUGAAAGACGAGUAUUUCUUCGGAGGUGGUAUGCAGAAUGGGAGGUUCAGUCAUAAAGGAGAAGUUAUACAUAUUGUGAACACCAACAAAUGGACCGACGGCGGGGUCACAUCUCCGUGUCCUUUUUACUGGUCUACAAACGGCUAUGGGGUCAUGAGACACACUUGGCAGCCAGGCCGCUAUGAUUUCGGAUUGCACAAACCAGACUUUGUUAAAACAAUCCACAAGGGAGAGGAUUUUGACGCGUUUUAUUUCAUAAAUGAACAACCGAAACGUAUUCUGACUGAUUACUUCGAGCUCACAGGUAAACCGCUUCUCAUGCCUGAGUACGCUUUUUAUGAAGCACAUUUAAACGCAUUCAAUCGUGAUUAUUGGGUCAAAGUUAGUUCUGAUACUCCAGGUGCCAUUUUGUUUGAAGACGGAGAAUAUUACAAAAGCUAUAAACCUAAUGAAAUGGGAGAUAAGACUGGAAUUCUGGAAUCCUUGAACGGAGAGAAAAAUAACUACCAGUUCUCGGCACGAGCUAUGGUAGACAGGUACAGGAAACACGACGUACCCCUCGGUUGGUUUAUUCCCAACGAUGGUUAUGGAUCGGGAUAUGGACAGACAGAUUCUCUGGCUGGUGACAUUGAAAACUUAAAGGAAUUUGCAAACUAUGCUCGAAAGAAUGGUGUAGAAGUUGCGCUCUGGACUGAGUCACAGUUAGAGCCCAAAGAUCCAGAAAACCCGAAAAAAGGUGAACGCGAUUUAGCUAAAGAGGUCGGUGUAGCUGGAGUAGUGGCUUUGAAAUGUGAUGUCGCAUGGAUUGGUAGCGGUUAUUCCUUUGGGUUGAAUGCGGUCGAAAAUGCUACUAACAUAUUUAUGAAGACUACGGAACAUCGACCGAUGAUCAUCAUGGUCGAUGGCUGGGCGGGCACUCAACGGUACUCUGGCAUCUGGAGUGGAGACCAGAGCGGCGGGGAAUGGGAAUACAUCCGCUUCCACAUCCCCACUUACAUUGGCACUGGACUUUCCGGCCAGCCAGUCCUCGGAUCAGACAUGGACGGAAUUUACAGGGGGAAGAGCAGGGAGGUGAAUAUAAGAGAUUUUCAGUGGAAAACAUUUACACCGCUGCAGCUUAACAUGGAUGGCUGGGGAAGCAUUCCCAAAACCCCUUUUAGCUUUGGAGAUGAAGCAACUGCAAUCAACAGAGCAUAUUUAAAACUGAAGUCAACGAUGAUGCCGUACAACUAUUCUAUAGGACACGAAUCGAUUAACGGCCUACCAAUGAUCAGAGGCAUGUUUUUGGAAUUUCCGAGUGAACCGUCUGCUUAUACGCUGGAUUCUCAAUAUCAAUACAUGUGGGGGCCAAGCAUAUUAGUUGCUCCAAUAUACAAACAAAGAGGAGUCAUGGAUGCGUCGAUUCGCGACGGGAUUUUGCUACCAGACGCUGACCAAGUUUGGAUCGAUUUCUUUACCGGAGAAAAGUACCAAGGUGGCAAAAUCCUGAACAACAUAAGAGUACCGUUGUGGAAACUACCUGUAUUUCUCAAAGACGGAGCUAUUAUACCCAUGGUCAAUCCGAAUAACAAUCCUUAUGAAAUCCAAAGAGAUAAUAGAAUCUUCACAAUUUAUCCAAACGGGGAAACAAUCUUUCAUGUUUAUGAAGACGAUGGGAUAAGCGUUGAUUACCUAAAAGGACACUCUGCUUCUACAACGAUAAAAGUUGUUGGACCGAAAUCUAACGAGUCUGGUGAGUUGUUGGUAAAUAUUCACAAAACGAAAGGUUCUUACAAGAGCAUGGUAAAGGAAAGAACUACAUUACUUCGAAUUAUGGCAUCAAAAGAUAUUCAACGCAUAAAAGCAGCAGCCAAUGGAGAGCCGUUACAAUUAUCCAGAGUCGAUACAGAUGAGGAUUUUUACAAUAAAGAAAAUGUGUAUUACUUCAAAGAGGACUUCAUUGUCAACCCAUAUUUGAAGGAAGUCACAGAAGAAAUCUGGAAGCAAAAAUUUCUCCUCGUUAAAUUAAGCAAAGUCGACAUUACAGAAAAUGAAAUACACCUGAAAGUAAAAGGUUACACAAACAAGGGUAAAAUAUUCGGAAGUAACACAAGUUUGAACGAAUCUUUGGAAGCACCGUCACAUUUGACUGCUCUCACUGUUAGAACAUCUAUUGCUUUACUCUGGGAACCAGUAAAUGAAGCUACUUAUUAUGAAAUCGAAAGAGACGGCGCUGUAUUUAGCAACAUUACUGGUUCUUCGUUUACGUUUGAAGAUUUCAAGUAUGAAUCUAAGCAUACCUUUAGGAUUCGUUCGGUGAACGAUGAAGGCGUGUCGGAAUGGAGCGAUUUUGUGGAUGCUGUCGAAAUAGAGGAUCCGUACAGGUAUACGGUGAAAGAUGUAAAAGCGUCUUGCAGUGUACCCUGCGAGCCGGGUGAAGCCAUAUGUAAGCUCACAGAUGGAGACCUAAAAUCGCUCUGGCACACUCAAUGGGACAUGCCCCAUCAAGCGGACUACAAAACUGGAAGCACUAUAAAAGUUAAUUUCGACUUGGGCAGCGUAUAUGAAAUCGAAAAAUUUGAAUACUAUCCCCGAGCGGAUGGUGGUAACGGAACGAUCCUUAAAAUACAAUACAGACAUUCUAUUGACGGGCAAAAUUGGAGUCAAUUCUCUGAGGCCAUUGAUUGGAAACGCGAUGAUAAAGUCAAGAAAGUCGCUAUAAACGGGGUUAAGAUGCGAUAUGUGGAAUGGAACAUUCUAGAUGCUGUAGGGGGCUUUGCAGCUGGCAGACAAGUGAUGUUCUAUAGAACUUCCACUUUUGUGCCAACCAAGAUUGAUGACAGGAACAAAAAUAUUGUUCAGGGAGUUAAAGCAACUUGCACGUUACCUUGCGAGUCGGGUCAGAACAUUUGUAAAUUGACUGAUGGUGACACUGCCUCCUUAUGUAUGUGGCAUACUAAAUGGGAUGAGCUGGGUAGAAUUGACCCGGAAGAAGGGCAGCAUUUGGCGGUGCACUUUGACCUGGGUGAUGUUUUUGAAAUUGAGAAAAUGGAGUAUUACCCGCGAGAUGAUGCAGGCAACGGAACUUUUCUCGAAGUAGAGUAUAGACAUAGUAUUGACGGCGAGGCCUGGACUGCUCUGUCUGAUACUAUUCACUGGAGUCACGACGAAAUCGUCAAAACCAUUCCCCUUGGCGGCGCCAAAUUUAGAUAUAUCGAACUGCACGUAUUGAACACGAUUGGUAACUAUGGCUCUGGUAGACAAAUAUUGUUUUACAAGAAAAAUAAUUAGUGUUUCAAAUGAAGCUUUAAAUAAAAGUUGAAAUUGUAAUUUUAUAGCAAUAUUAUAAAGUAUUAAGCUUAUAGAAAAAUAUAAAACCGCCCAAUUUUGUAUUGCUUAGACAAGAGCAUUUUUAUUAUUGAUAAUCGAAUGGUAACGUAAGUUUUAAAGAUAUACAAUUUUAAAGACAAAUUGGUUUAUUGUAACAAUGAAAGUGUUGUUUUUACAUAGGGUCCAAACGCAUAUAAGCAUUUGUAUUGGUUAUAAAUUAUAAAAAAGAUAGCAUUUAUUAAUAUCUAUAUUAUUGUAAUUUUAUCUCGGAUAUUACAAAUUGUAUUACUAUAUUAUUUAUAUUUUAAGAAGUUAUAAAGGUAUAUAAUUUUAAAUACUAUUGCGUAUUAAAUAUAUGUUAUUAUUGUAACAAUGAAAGAGUA
Pectinophora gossypiella (pink bollworm) is the source of this 4290-nucleotide messenger RNA. RefSeq lists its product as uncharacterized. Lineage: Eukaryota; Metazoa; Arthropoda; Insecta; Lepidoptera; Gelechiidae. The transcript is spliced from 2 exons. Bases 164 to 3868 code for a protein of 1234 amino acids. The record is from RefSeq and is a predicted model, not a curated record. Gene Ontology annotation, biological process: carbohydrate metabolic process. Gene Ontology annotation, molecular function: protein binding; hydrolase activity, hydrolyzing O-glycosyl compounds; carbohydrate binding.